GUUUGUAAAUUUUAAUUUUUUAUAAUUUUUAAAUAUGGAUAUCUGUAAGUUUUUUCGUCAACAACAAAAAGAAAAAGAUAUAGAUGUUGCUCUUGCUAGUAAAAAUCAGCCAUCAGUUGAGUUGGUUUUCGUUGUAUCCUCAGAUGACGAAGAAAGACCAGACAUACCAUUACCACUCCAUGGGAAAACCAAUGAUGAGUUAGCUACAAAAUCAUCUGGAAAAUCAUCAAAUGAUGAAACACCACACCGUUCUCAAAAAGAUGUUUCACUUUACUUAAAUUUUCAUUUUAAAAAUGAUAAUGAAAAAUUGUUAGCUGUUGAAAAUAUUUGGAUACCUGACAAAUGUUAUAAAUUUCCAUUGCCCUUGGGCAAAAGAAAUUUAACCUUUCAAGCAUCCUGGCUUAACAAAUAUAAGUGGCUUGCUUACUCAGCCGAUGAAAAGGGCGCAUUUUGUAAAGUUUGCGUCAUAUUUUCCCCAAGAUAUGCUGGAAAUGGGUUACAAAAACUCAAAACAUUGGUAAGUCAAGUGUACACAAGAUGGAAAGAUGCGCACGAAAAUUUUAAUUAUCAUCAAAAAAAUAAAUAUCAUCUUAAUUCCUGUGAGAUAAUGGAUUCUUUAAAAGAAAUCUCAAUGAAUCAAAAGAUAUCAAUAUCCAAUGUAUUGAAUAAAAAAAUUUUUGAUAUUGUUACAAAAAAUCGAUCAAGAAUAAUUAUAAUUAUUGAUACUAUCAUUUGGUUAGGGAGGCAGGGCUUGGCGUUAAGAGCUCAUAGGAUAUCUCCUGACCCCCUAACACUUACAUCCCCUUCUCACAAUGAAGGAAAUUUCAAGGAAUUAUUGAAAUUUUUAUGUAAUAAUAAUGACAACUACCUAAAGCUUUUUGAAAGCUCCUCUAAAAAUGCUACUUACCUAAGUCCCACUAUUCAAAAUGAAAUAAUAUCAAUAUGCAAUCAGUUUAUAUUAAAGGAAGUUUCUUCAAAAGUCAAAGCAUCACCAUUUUUUAGUGUUUUGGCGGAUGAAACUUCCGAUAUUGGUAAUAUUGAACAACUAUCCAUAGCAAUAAGGUUUAUUGAUAUGGAAUCAGGUAAUUAUAAAAUGAAGGAACUAUUUGUUCAAUUUAUUGAAUUACCUGACACUAAGUCAGAAACGAUUGCUAAUCAAAUUAUUAAAUCACUUCAAAACCUGGAUUUAAAUUUAAAUCUACUGAGAGGCCAAGGGUACGAUGGAGCUCCCUCGAUGAGUGGCCAUGUUAAAGGGGUCCAGUCAAGAAUUAGAGAGCUUUAUAGCACAGCUCUUUAUGUUCACUGCAGUUCACAUUGCCUGAAUUUGAUGAUAACUGAGGCAUGUGAAAUUAGAGACAUCCGGAACAGUUUACAAACAAUAUCGUCGGUUUGUGACUUCUUUACCCCACCCAAGAAGAGGGAGAUUUUUACCCAAACGUUCGAUGAAAUUGAUUCAAAAAAUUCAAAAAAAAAAUUCAAAAGAUUUUGUCCCACAAGAUUCAUUGAAAGACAACAAUCGGUGAAGGUUUUCAUCGAGUUAUAUGAGGUUAUUUUUGCGGCACUGGAAUCAUACAUAUUACGCAAAGAAAAAGAUUCCGCAGAUGCGGAAAAUCUUUUACAGGCUAUUACGAAGCCUCAAUUUUUAAUUUCAAUUCAAUGUGUUUAUUUUUUAUUUAAUUAUACAUAUGAUUUUAGCAAAAUGUUACAAAAAAUUGAUUUGGAUUUAAGGGAGGUUAUGAAUAGGGCAAAGGAUAUUGUUGAAAUAUUAACAAAUAUCAGAGAUAAUGUGGAUGAAAAAUUUCACGAAAUAUAUGAGAAAGUAAAGGAGAUCGCUAAUAUGUUUGGGAUUGAAAUUUUUAAACCUAGAGUAGUUUCUAGACAAUCCAAUCGCUCAAAUAUUGAUGCAUCUACGAUUGAGGAUUUUUAUAAAAUUAACAUUUUUAUUCCACUUAUUGAUACAUUUUUAUUUCAAUUAAAGGAAAGAUUUAUAAGUCACAAUUUUAUUUUAAAAAGCUUUUAUUUUCUUUUGCCGGUUGAGUCUGAAUUGUUGAUUACACUUGAAACGCGAGAGGAUAUUAAGAACAUCUCAGAGUUUUAUUCUGAUGAUUUAUUAGGGUCGUAUGAUAAGUUACUUUGUGAUGUCGAAUUUUGGUAUAAAAAUCUUGGCAGAAUAGAGUACUCUUUGAGACCAAAAAAUGCUUUGCAGGCCCUUUCCAUGUGUAAUUGCACUUUAGAUUCCCUGCCCAAUAUCAAAACAUUGUUUUUUAUUUUAGCUACUUUACCGAUUAGUACCUGCACUAAUGAAAGGUCUUUUUCAACUUUGAAAAGGUUAAAAACCUAUUUAAGAAAUAGCACCGGUGAAAACCGUUUAAAUGGAUUAGCCCUAUUAAAUAUUUAUAAGGAGAUUAUUCUAGAUAAAAAUUUGAUUCUAGAUGAAUUAGCCAAAUCUCAGAGAAAAGUAGACCUCUCUUUAUAAAUUCAAAUCAUAUAAUUGUAAUAUUUUCUUAGUCAUAAAAUUUUUAUAUGUAAAACUUAAUUAUAAUGAAUUUUUAGUCAUGAUAUUUUUAUACUAUAUUUAUUAAU
Gordionus sp. m RMFG-2023 is the source of this 2583-nucleotide messenger RNA. Its product is annotated as zinc finger MYM-type protein 1-like. The transcript has 5 exons. The record is from RefSeq and is a predicted model, not a curated record. Gene Ontology annotation, molecular function: protein dimerization activity. NCBI's taxonomy places the organism in Eukaryota, Metazoa, Nematomorpha, Gordioida, Chordodea, Parachordodidae. The coding region runs from base 35 to 2476 and encodes 813 amino acids.